GUUGAUAGCGUUCAUUGUCUACCAUCAUGUCUUGUGAAAGCAGUGAUCAUGUAGCACCACCACCAGAACUCAAUUUCACUCUCGUAACACAGAGGGAAAUUAACAGCACACCACAUGACUGGUCAAGUGCUGAGAUUCAGUCGCAACUACCAACAGAUAUUCUGCUAAUAACAGCAAAUGAUCAUGAAUUCAAUGCUUGCUAUUCAUAUAUGAAAGAUGUCCGACGAGGUUAUUCUACGAAACUAGGAAUGGUAGAUUUUGGUCAGUUCGGUGAUCAGAGUAAUGAGAAUGUGAAGGUGGCGCUGAUAAAAUGUGCACAGGGAUCGAGCAAAGCUCAGACAGCUGUCACAAAUGCUGCUGGGAUUUUAUACCCCAAAGUCGUUCUUUUCGUCGGGCUGUGUGCAACUAUGAAACCGACGAAGGCAAAACUUGGUGAUGUCGUGAUUUCCGCCAAAUUGGCCACUUAUGAUAAUAAGAAAGUCAUGGCAGAUGGCAGAGAUCUGUAUCGUGGCAUUAAAGUGAACGUUAGUAAAAAUAUGGCAGAUCUAAUUCUACAUGCAGACGAUGGUUGGGAACCACCGCUAAAAGACCCGAGCAGUUUAAAAUUUGAAGUUCAUCGAGACGCUGUGAUGUUGAGUGGCCCGGAGUUAGUCGACUAUCGUGAAAGACGAGAAGAAUUACUGAAUUCUUUUCCCGAUGCACUUGGUCUUGAAAUGGAGGGUAAAGGUAAGUAGGGAUCUUCCACAUCAUUCGCCGUCUAUAAAGCCAUAACGUUUUAAACCGGUUCAUAGAUUUGUCAAUUGUUAAAUAGAAUUCUAGAAGACAAUUGUUACGUCCACUUGUUCAUGAGUAUUCAUCUAUAUAUGUGUUAAAAUUACAGGUCUAUACGAAGCGGCGUAUAACCUCAGUAUUGAAUGGGCUGUUAUUAAGGCAGUGUCAGAUUUCGCAGAUGGAAGUGAAGAAAGGACAAAACUUUGGCAGCCAUUUUCUAGUGCAAUAGCGGCAUCUGUUGUAUACAAUAUGUUCAAAUACCCCGUUGUACUACGACAUUGGCCUCACCACAAAGAAACGGAAGACCCAAAAGGUAUAGUUAUUUUUAGACCGGAAUGAAACUGGAAUUAUUCUCAAUGCAGCCAGUUUAUAAUUGCCUAUUUAUAUUUAUCUUCUAUAGUCAACCGCAAAGAAAAAAAAAAGGAGAAAAAAAAGCAGAAAAAAAGUGAUUUUAAUGACAUUGAAACUGGACAUGUAAGUAUCAGUACAAUUAAAUUUUAAGACUCGCUACCAAUCCCCAUCGACAGCUCAAUGGGUAGAGUGGUGGGCUAGAAACCCGAAUAUACGAGUUUGAAUCCCGCUCGCGAGACAACGCAUUUUUCGCUCUAUCUGCUGUGUCAGAAUAAAUGCGAAACUAGUUUUUCGUAUCUUUUAGUAAGAGAGCUUAGCUUAUUAUGAUCAAAAUCAUAAAACGGUAGCAAAUAUAUUUACGGGGAAAAAAUAAUUACGUAAAGGCGUAUAUGUAUGCUUUUUUGCACAUAUGUAUGCAUACUUCUGUUGAUAGCAUUCAUUAUCUACCAUCAUGUCUUGUGAAAGCAGCGAUCAUCUAGCACCACCACCAGAACUCAAUUUCACUCUCGAUAUACGCAUUGACGUCAUAUACAACGAUGACUCAUCGUUAUCAUCAUCUCUUGUGAAGGUAUAGCACCACCACCAGAACUCAAUUUCAAACUCCCACUAGAGAGUGAUUUUGAUAAUGAACCAUAUGACUGGUCGAGAAAUGAGAUUCAGUCACAACUACCGACAUAUAUUCUGCUAAUAACAGCAAAUGAUCAUGAAUUCAAUGCUUGCUAUUCAUAUAUGAAGCAUAUGGCCUUAUAUACAUGAAGCUACCCAUACAUGAAGCACGUUUAUAAAAUAACAUGUAUAUAACGCGUAUUCUGAUUGGUCGAAAGCCGUGUUUGGAUCAGGCCAUCCAAACACGGAAGACUACCGUGUUGUUGUUAUUUUAUAAAACAAUUACUUUAUGGUUUCCGUGUUUGGAUGGACUGAUCCAAACACUUGGGAAUGUUGCUCGAGUUAAGAAAAGCGGGCAAAAUCACUCGCCUUCGGCUCGUGAUUUCGCUCGCUUUUCUUAACUCUCGCAACAUUCCCGCGUGUUUGGAUCAGGCCAUCCAAACACGGAAACCAUAAAGUAAUUGUAUAUUCUCGCAUCUCUUAGUAAGAGAUAUGAAAUCAUCUUUAAUCAUCUUCCUUCUUUCCUUCACUGAAUUCUCUCUGCCUUGCUCCCCUUCCUCCAUUUCUAACGUCUAUUCUCUUGGCUUAUAUUUCAGAAAAUGCAUAAUGGCCGCACAAUUGAGUACUCAGUCACAUCGCGAGAUUUCUUUGAUUACGAUGAGUACGAUGCGAAAGUGAGAGAUGUUGCAACUGGUGAAACGGCAGAGCGGACACUUUGUUUCACCAAAAAAGGGGCGAUGGAUGGAGCAAUCGAAGACUUAUUCAAGCAACUCAGGGAGAAAAAAUUAAUAUAAGUUUAAUUAACAUAUAUCCCGUUUACAUUGUCUUCAGUAGUGAAUCGUUCAACAUAUUUGCACUGUAUAUGCAUGCAAUGUAAAUAUAUAUAACAUUGUGUUUUUAAUCUUAACUUUGCAUGAAGGUAUAUACGUACAAAGCCCAUAAAUGUCUACAUAAUUGUAAAUUAUUGUAAUCUCAUGUCAAUUCAGCAUUUCGGUAAAAAUUAAGAAUGACAUAGUGACAUAAUUUCACAAACACUUUGUUUUUGCUUUGUCCUUUCGUUGUUCUAAUGACAUAUUUCCACAUAUAGACGAUGCUAGGACAAAUGGCAUUAAAUGAAAUUGAUUAAAAAAAUAUUAGCAAAAAUUCUCAACGUUAAAGAUAAGAAAAGUAACGGAGAUUGGUUUGAAUAUAAUCGUUUGAAUGUGGUAUGGCAAGAAUGCACAUUACUUAAACAUUGGUGGGCAUCAAGCCGCGCGGCGCGAGAAAGGCUCUUCGUGAAAUUGGUAGAUACGAUUUAGCGCGAUGUCUUUUAAAAAAGACAGGUGACAUUUUGUACCUCCAGAAGACUAGAAGAAAUGAAAUAGGUGACCGUUCUCUACAGUACUUUCCUCAACAGAACGAGGAAUUUCGAGUGUUUCCUGAUUGCACUGGGAAUCUAUUUUCAUCACAUGUUCAGAUGUUCUGACAGAACUACAAAUUGCUCUUGUAUGUUCCUUGCGAAAGAGUGUCCGAAUCCGAGCUAUUUCGCUUUGAUUCUUUCCUUCGUCGAUGACUAUCCGAUUCCGCGCAAGAGGACGACCGAUGCCGCUUCCGUGAUGAAGAUUUGCGAGCUCAGACCAUAGAAAUAAUAGACAUAAUAGAAGUAAUGUCUAUUAAAUAAUAAGCAAUUAUUGGAUGAGGCUGAGCAUGAUAUCAAGAAUUAUUCAGACCGAGGUCAAUGUUAUCUGCCGAAGCGAAGCUGAGGCGGAUAACAUAGACCGAGGUCUGAAUAAUUCUUGAUAUCAUGCGAAAGCCGAAACCAAUAAUUGUUUUAUUAUACAUUUAAGACAUGAGAAAGGUAUAAAACGAUUCCUGUUCAUGAGGUAGGAAAAGUACAAUUUGAUAUCAAACACCUUGCACAAAAUCAAAGGUCAGCUAAAUAUUCUAUUUCUACUUCUAUUUACCCCUUUGUGGCUUUUUUCGUGCUUUCACUAUCCUUAUCUGCCAAUAAUUUGGAGAGUUCACUUUCAUUCAGCGAAGCAAAUCUGCUGUAGGCCAUUGUUUAAUUUGUUUGUUGUUUUUUUUCGCGCGCUUAUCAAUCUCGUUCCCCGAGCAUGCCCGUUCGUAGGUUAAGGGUGGGCAUAGCUCUGGAGAAAUCGAAUUGAUUCAGGCCUGUGAUUGGCUAACGGCAGAUAGUACGUUGGAUUUCCAACGUGAGUUCUAUACAAACAAAGUAUUUAGAAUUUCUCGUCGAAAAUUUGAUACUUUUUACACCGAAAUCGAUUGAAAACAACUAGAAAUUCUGGAGGAAAUAUGUACGAAAGCUGCGGAUUGAUAUGGAUACAACUACCUGAAAAAUACAAGGAGAACUUCGACGUUUCGAGCGAAGGCGCUUCGACUUGUGCUGUUAGUGUUGUAUACAUCGUACUUGACCUUUUAUAUACUGUCAUACCUAACACUACAUAUACCAUAAAUUCUGACAGGAGAGUUACAUGUAAAUUUUAAAGCAUAAAAAUACAUAAUACUUAUUAUUGAGGAGAUUAUAUUUAUCAGCAAAGGUCAAGUACGAUAUAAACAAACACUAUUUACAGUACAGAUCGAAGCGUCUUCGCUGGAAACGUCGAAGUUCUCCUUGUAUUUUUCGGGUAGCUGUAUCCCUACCCAAUCGAAGCUUUCGUACAUAUUUCUCCCAGAUUUUUUAGUUGUUUUCAAUUCGAUUUCAGUUUAAAAUGUAUCAAAUUUUCGACGCGAAAUUAUAAAAACUUUAUUUAUAUUUUGCAACAUUGCCGAGCAUGCGUAGAACUCAAGUUGGAAAUUCAACGUGAAUCAAUUCGAUUUCUCCAGAGCUAUACCCACUCUUAACCUGCGAACGGGCAUGCUCGGGGAACGAGAUUGCGCGCUUAUGGGUUCAAGCUUUUAGCCGCGCAAGGGCUUGGGCCCAAGAGAGUCCAAUAAUUUUUUUUGGAUGCAAGUUCGAUCCAAAAAAACAAUUAUUGGACGCUGAUGACGUCAUCGGCGGAAAAUACGUAAUAAAUACCGAAUACUGAAAAUUAGCCGGUGCUUUCUGACCAAUUAGAAACGAGAAUACAUAUUAAAUGUAUAAUAAUUAACAAUUAUUGGAUGAGGUUUUUGUGAUAUGCGGAAUUAUCAAGGUCGAGGUAAGCGUUAUCAGCCGAGCCGAAGGCGAGGCUGAUAACGCUUACCGAGACCUUGAUAAUUUUGCAUAUCGCAAAAACCGAAUUCAAUAAUUGUUUUAUUAUACAUUUGAAAAAUAAUAAACAUAGUAUUUUAAUAUUUUAAUUUUUUUGCGAUAUGCAAAAUUAUCAAGGUCUCGGUAAGCGUUAUAUUCAAUAUGAUUUCUGGCGAAGCUGUUCAAGUAAAACGUUUCUAUAAACAAGUCUCCGGAAGUCCAACAGUUAAAUUAAUUACAAAUAUAGAAGAAACAUAUUAUCGUUAAGAUGUUAACGUAUUAAAAUAUUUACUUGUUAAAGUAAACAUUACAAUUAUGAAAUGUACAUUCAUUUGAAAAUUGAAAUGUACACUCAUUUGAAAUGUACACUCAUUCAACCUCACGCAACCUACACAAAAUUCAGUUAUCUGCUAGCAGAUAACUGAGUUAUCUGCUAGCAGAUAACUGAAUUUUGUGUAGGUUGCGUGAUUUAACUGUAAGCUCUUAGCCAAUCAAAUUGCUUUUACCCACUACAAUGUAUAAUAAUGUCUAUUAUUUCUAUGGCUCAGACCAUGGCUCAGACCUUAGCACUGCGGAAAGGAAAAAUAGGUACGCAUUGCGUACAUGGGCUAGUCUGUUAUUACCUCUUGCUGCUGAUAAAGUGACUGGACAAAGCAACUCCUGAUUUGUUGAAGGGUUCAAUUUUAUACAUGGGAUUUUGAGGGAACACUAUAUAGCUGAAAAAGGUCUGAUCCCUGAUCAUCCUCUACACAACUAUAUUUCGAGAGUAAAACAUAGUCUACUGUAUAUUAAAGUGCCUAUAAACCCAAAACAGGGGCGUAAGUUUGGACCAGCCUGCCCCUGGUCCUACCGGAAUUGGGUGCCCCAAGGCAGGGGUAUCCUAGAUCCAUUUGAAGUACCAUGAAGUUCUUACAAUAUGAACAUUUUGCUGGUCGUUUAGAAGCGAAUUUUAAUGGUAUCUUGAACUGGAAACAUAAAUAUAUAGAUUAUAGUAAAAUAUACAACAAAAAACCACAACUAUGCAGAAAUAACACCAUACAGAAAUUGUGUUUGACAUAAACAGUGAAAUGUUUGCCACUGUACUUAUGCACGUACAACCUUAGAUGAACAAGGUCCCCGGACAACUCAGUUCAGGGUGCCCCCUGGAAGCUCCCGGCUCUUACCGGGUAGAGCUCAUAGGAGUUACGCCACUGACCAAAAUGGGCGUGCGAAAGUUUCGUAUUUUCUUUAAAUCAAGAAAUACGCAAUUAUGGCUUUUUGCCACAAAUCUAUGCCUAAUAUUUUCCAGGAAGUUCGUGUGAAGUAUGUAAAGACAAAGACGGAUCAUCUUUCAAGAUUAACUACGCACGCGAGUUUGAGUAGAUACCUGUACCAUUUUAUUCGUGUUUGGACUACCUAUCUACAAAGGGUGAACAUGGAUAAAUAUGGUAAAUGAGCCGCAAUGAGGAUUCUUGUAAAAGUCAUGAAUAAUUAAUAAGGCUACAAACAAAUCACGACGCGGUAUUUAGGUCACAUGUUAGAGGGGAUGUUUAUGAAAGUUAUGAAUACUAAUUCAGAAGCAGGAGUGUUUAUGAAAGUUAUCAAUAUUAGUUCAGAUUUUAAACGCAUGCUAAUGAAGCGUUAGAUUGUCCCCAUGGCCAAGGGCAGUGAAUACUAAUAAAGUGAACAAAUAUAAUUCAUUUUACAAGUACGUUAAAAUAUUUCCAACUGAUCUUUAUGGGAUGCCCAUAAUUGCAUAAAGAUCAGCUGCUCAUAUUUUAUUAAUAUAGUUCUUAAUUUUUAGGUUUAAUGCAGCUGCGUAUGAUCUUGGCAUAGAACGGGCAGUUGUUAAAGGAGUGUCAGAUUUUGCCGAUGGAAAUAAAUCAGCGCCAGAAGAUGGCAGCCAUUUGCCGGUGCAAUGGCGGCAUCUGUUGUCCACAACAUGUUUGCGGAAUAUCCUGAUGUAAUACGGCAAUAGCCUCACUAUAAAAAGCCUGUACAAGGAGCAGCGAGUACGGCAGGUAAUUAAUGUAUACUGCGAGAGCGUAUUCUUCAAUAUUUGUAAAGAUAUGAAUGAUAUUUGGUGAGAAAAAUUAACUCAAAGAUAAUGUAAAUCAACAGGAUUUAUCACAAUCUUUACGGUCACAAUUUCCGUUAUGUAUUGUUGAAUGAGAAUUACAAGUAGCUAUACUGCUGAUUAGGAAUCAGACUGAGAAUUUUAUAUGCAGUUUAUAAUUGUCUAUUUAUAUUCUUGUCUUGAUAGUCACUCCUGCAGCGAAUAACUCACCCACUCCAUCUCUUCCCAUUGAGCAGUUGCUUAGAAGCAUUGCUGGCACAACAGAAGGCAGAGUACGUAUCAAUACAAUUAAAUUUCAUCUUCUUCAUUCCUUUCUAAUUCCAUCGUUCCCUCCAUCCUUCGUUUCUUCCAUCUAUCAUUCACUUCUUCUUUUGAUCCUUUCUUCGUGCAUGAAUCCUUAUUUCCUUCCUGCCUUUCACCCUUCAGUUUUCCUUCUUAUCUUCUAAAUUGUUUAUCAUAGAAACACGAAUUCUGUCCAUCUAUAUUUCCAUCCUUCCUUCUUCUCUUCGUAUCUACUCUGCUCUCACUCUUCCUACUCCGCUCUUUCCCUCCCUCUCGUCCUCCCAGUCUUCUUCCUUCCCCCUUCUCUCCCUCCUUUUCCAAUAUUCAUUCUUUCCUCUCCCAGACUCCCUCCCUCUUCUCUUCCUCCUUGUUUGCUUUCUUCCCCCUUUCUCCCUUCUCUCCCUAUACUUUCUUCUUCCCCUCCCAACCUUCCUCCCUCUCCCUGUUUCCCCCUUCCCCCUUCUCUACCUCCUCUCCCUAUACUUCUUCUUCCCCUCCAAGCCUUCCUCUCUCUCCCUUCCUCCCUUUCCCCUCCCUCCCUCUCCCCAUCUUCAUUUCUAAUGUCAACUUCUAUUUUAGAAAAUGUAUAAUGGUCGCACGAUCGAGUAUUCUGUUUCAGGAAGAUUUCAUUCCCUGAGAGAACCUUGGGUAUAUGAUGGAACAGCCAGGGAUGUCGCAACUGGAGAAACUGUAGAGAAAAAGCAUUUUAAAACGGCAGAUUGGGCGAUCAACGGAACUAUUGAAGAGUUAGUGAAGAAACUCAAGGAACGCAAAUUAAUAAAAGAUUAAUCAACGCACAUACUGGAUUACUUAAUAGUAAACUUGCAUGUAAUAUAUGAAAAAAUUUUAUCUUAAGUUUUCAGUGAUUGCGUUAGCAUGGCUUUUGCAUGUACUGUACGAUCACCAUUCAUUACUGUGAAAAGAGGAAAUUUUCUCGAUUAAGACACGACAGUAAAAUGCACUGCUCUUCUGGUGAAAUUGCAUGAACAAUUGAAAUUGUUGACUAGGAGAACGAAAAUUCUUUCUCAGCCUGGUAAUUCUAAUUAUUCAAGUUUAUUAGCUUUCUUAAUAGAAUUGUGGAAAGCUACACUAUACCAAUUCCACAAGCGGUAAAUAAUUCUUGCUUAAGCCUGUUAAGGAAGACAGUUUGUUGCAUGUUUAAUUAAAAUAAGUAAGCAAAACAACGUUUUUAAAAAGUCAAAAUACGACAAACAGUUAUGACAAGAACAAAGACAAUACACAAGGCAACAAAACAUAAAAAUUAAACAAAUAAUUUAGAACUUGUUGAGUCUGUUUGUUCAAUCUUGUCCAAUUUAUUUUUUUUUACUUUAGCUACGUUUCGGAUAGUUUACUACCCGUCCUCAGGCUAUUUACACCUGUAACAUUAUGACAAAAUACAUUCUUCUUGCUUUGCUUCUACUUGCAAUCCACCUUGACUUCUUCCUCGAUUUCCUCUUCGACUUCUGCUUUCUCUCACUUUUACAUAAGUUAUUUCUUUAUUCCCUUCGGGGCCUUCAUUUACAUAAAUUUUCGUGACUUCUCUCUCCCACGUUUCCUCAUCAUCAUCGUAUUGAUUCAUGCUUCCUUGUCCAUAUCUUUGUAUCUCACGUCCACUCUGAAAAAAUUGUGGGGGAAAAUUGAAACCAAAAUUCAUGUGAAACGUCACCCUGUAUAGUAUAUGUAAAGUCCAAAUGACGCUAUAAAGCCAAUUAACUAAUAAAUUGGUUGUUUCAAAUUCAAAAUAAAUCAAUUUAUGGGUUGAUUUAGCCAAUUUGUUUUAAUUUACAGAGUGGAUAACAAUUAAGGCUCUCCCUACCAUUUUUAGAUCUUCUGGUGAAAUCCCUCACUCUUAGCUUUCGUGUCUCUCAGAUAUAUGCCUUAUAAAAGUAGAUAAAAGAUGUUAAUACACAAAUUAAAUUAUUUGAUCUGUAAAAUUUGAGGAGGCAAAGAGAACGAUACUAACGUGUCCAUAGUUGUUUCUGCACACGAAUAAAAAACUUUGAUAUUUGAGGAUACUAUACAUUUAACCAAAUAUUCAGAGGCAACUAGUUUUUUAUAUUAAAAUUACUGUCAACCAUUUUGCUGACCACAAUUCCAAAUACAAUCACGUUUUGUAUCUAAUACAUUUAUCAUAAAUAAAGAUUAAAGCAUGAGGAACUAUAUACAACUUACUACUGCUACUAUUAACCAAUCAGAUGCGUUUAAUCUACCCGAAUUACAAAUCAAAUGCGAAUUAAACCUGCAGUGGGAAGUAGCGGAAGUCAAAUCUGAACCUCUUUAAGUAAAAUUUUGACGACGUAUCAUUGUUUUUGCACUGCGCAAUUUCACUUUCACUAUCAGUCUUCAAUUUUCAAUCCUAGAUCGUUUGUGUUCUAUAUAUACUUUUACAAAACAAUUGAAGAGAAAGAGAAAAGUUCAUAAGAAAAGCUAUGAAAAUUUUUGAAUAUAUAAAUGUUUUCUAUGCAGCGGAAAUUCCAAGCAAAUGCAUGUAUAGGGGAAACCAAAUUUUCAAAACGCCGUAACUCGCGCUCUGAAUGUCCAAACAACGCGAAAUUUUUGAUGUAGACGAAGAUUUCAAUUCUGGGAUCCAUUUCUGCCAAAUAUGAAAAUGGGAAAUCGAUAACGCGAACGUGGAUCGGAGAACAAGAUGAGACUUGUAUGAUGAGUCCCAUUAUUUUGAUAGCCGGCCCGUCGUUCUUAGGUUUUAUGCUUAAAUUAUCUAUGUUAUAAACCCACGUUAACAGGAAUUAUUAAACUGUAAUCAUCUAAACUACAUGGUCAUAAAUUCUGGACAUACGUACCUCUAUAGUGGUCUUAACCUCUGAACACAGCCACAAAAUUUGCAAACCAACGUUAACGAUGUUGCUUGCUGUUUUGCUUAAUUCACGCAGAAUUUGAAAUUUAUAAUCACACAAAGGAUGCAUUCUCGUACCCAGAGCCUACUUACGCGCGUUCGACCGAGCGCGACGAGGGGCUGUGGCCAAAUCCAUAACCGGAUACCAUAAAAACAUGGUAAGAAAACAAUAUCCGGUGUUAGCCAAUCAGAUGCCAGUUCGGAUAUGGAUUUGGCCAGAGCCCCUCGUCGCACCGCGCGUAAGAAGGGCUCUGGGUGCGAGAAUGACAAAGGAUUUUACAGUCUUCCCAGAGUGCGUUGCGCAGUGUGCAGUAAUCAUUAAUAGUAAUAUGAAAGAGUAUGAAGAUUUUAGACGGGCAAAAUAUCUGAAAUGUAUCAAUCGAGUAUAUUUGCUAUAAAUUGAUAUUAUGUGCAGACACAACAAUUUGUGUCCUGCAAUUUAUAAAAAAUAAACCGAUACAACUAAACGACAUUGACAACCACAAGAUGAAGAAAAUGAAUAUUCAUACAACUAAAAGAUGUGGAAACGGAAGUAAAUUAUGUCCGGAAAAAUUUUUUUUAAACAGUAUAUGAAAAUUUUUUAUCCUAAUUAUAGUAAGUAAUUAACAAAUAUGAUACAUAAUAUAACAAAACAUAGAAAGUUAAACAAAUAAUUUAAGCCUGUUUGUUCAACCUUGUCCAACUUAUUUUGUAAAACGCACUUUUAAGUAACUAAUAACGGUAAUUCGACUUAGUGGAGUGCAGCUGUCUGAAAUUAUACGCGUGAAUACAAAAAAAUUAACAUUUCUAUAUUGUGGCUUAGUGAACAACGUGAAAAUGGCCUUUGAAACAUUGUUUUACCAAAAUACUAAACUAAAGGCCUGAGGUGUGCAAGGGACAGUUUCGUAAUGCAAGAUUUGAAGAAAUUAUGAUAAGAUACAUUCGUCAUUUUGCUUUUCAUCGUCAUCACUCUGGUUCCACCAUGUUGGAUGCGGCUUUGCUUCUCUUUGUCUUCUUUCCUCUUCUUCUCUUUCUCUUUCCCGUCGUUCCCUUUCCUCUCUUUCCCUUUCCUGUCGCUCCCAUCUAUAUCUUUCCUCUUUUUCACGUGCCUCUUUUUCCUUUUUUUCUUGUUUCUUCUUGCGCCUCUUUUCCUCUUUUUCCUUUUUAAUAGGAUAAAGCAGAUUAUGGGUUGAAACAGAUUAUGAAGCAGAUUAUGGGUGUUCUAACCAAUCUUUUUUUAAAGUAGAUAAUAGCUAAGGCUCUCCUUACCAUUUUCAGAUCUUCAGGUUAAAUCACUUUUUCUGUCUCUCAGAUAUAUACCUUACAAAAGUAGAUAAAAAGUCGUUAAUAUAUUGUUUAUUAAUUUGUUUAUUGAGUUCCUCACUCAUUGGAGCGUGCAUGGAUCUCCCAACAGACUAUAUUGCGCAAUUGAUAGGGGAUCAGAAGUCCAUACGAUUUAACGUUAUUAUAUGAGGCCGCGAAAGUCUAACCAUUUACUGAUGUCAAUGUAAAGGUAGCUCUUUCUUCUCAAUAAUUUCAAGACUUUGAGUAGAGGUCCGACCAAGGAUUGAACCCGGGUCUCCCAACUUGAAAGCAAGCUUAUACCAGCCGAACGUCGGCAUUUAUACGAGUAAAAAUAAGCCGCGGUUAAAAUAAGCCCGGGGUUGAAAGCUAGGCCUAAAUAAGCCAAGGCUAAAUGCAAAUUGCCUGUUUACAUGAGUUGUUCGCGACUUAUUUAAGCCGCGGCUUAUUUUCGCUCGUAUAAAUGGUUCUAUAAUUUUCCUGACCAUGCACAUGUUUUAGAAAUAAGUAAAAUGUCACACCGUGUAUGUAAUAUAUUUACCAUAGACAUGGAUUACAGCUAUGAUGAUUAAAGCAAUUAGGAAUGAUUAAACUGUCUUACAAUUACAUAUCCUCAAACGUCAUAUAUAAUUCAUUUUGCACCGCGCAGUUUUACUUUCACUGUCAGCCCCUUUAGCUCUCACCUAUUUCGUCGACCAAUCUUCGAUCGUUUGCGUUUGUGUUCUGUACACUUUUACAAAGCGUAAAUAAAAAAAAUGUCAAUGUAAAUAAAAACACAGAAAGUAUCAAACAGAUAUAAAUAACUCGGAAUAAAUACGAAAGUUCGACGGGUAUGUUGAACAAACUGACCAGUAAUAAAGAAAGCUUCGAAUUGAUAUAGGGAUUCAACUACCUGAAAAAUACAAGGAGAACUUCGACGUUUGAGAGAACGCCCUUAAUUCGUCUGGAAGAAGGCUCUUCGUUGGAAACCUCGAAAUUCUCCGUCUCCGACGAAGGGCCUUCGCUCGAAACGUCGAAGUUCUCAUUGAAUUUUUCAGAUAGUUGAAUCCCUAUAUCAAUCUGCAGCUUAUAUAUCUUUCUUCACAUUGCAUUAUUGUCACUACCUACAUUGGCACGUACCAAUAAUUAAGAUAUUGGGAAUGUAUUGAGGCAUAUACAGAAUAUAGAGGACGGCAUGAACAACAAAUCAUUGUCUUAUAAUACUUUUUGUUUGUGGAAACUUCACGUAAAUUAAAUUACUGCAAAGCUUUCGAUCCGUAAGCCCGGAUCUUCAUCGGUGCUAAUUCGGGCUUACGGCUUUGAAGUAAUAAAUUUACGUGGUGUUCCACAAGCAAAAAGUAUUAUAUGUUUUAUCGCCAUGCAAUCCUACAAAGAAAAUAUUGUCUUGUUCUAACCAUAAUAUGACUUGAAUUUCAGUAGCUUAACGUACCAUUUACAAGAGCUCUACUAAAGCUCGUUACUUUGUCACAGUCGAAAUGAUAGCUUUGCAUCGAAAACGUGAAAGUUUGCCUUCGCUGUACGAAACUGUGUAAAACUUUCACAAGACUUCUAAGUAUAAAGCUAAAUGAUUAUUUAGUUUCAUUGUUUUGAAAGCCGAAGUUAUUUAUGUUAACCCAUAUUGACUGUAAAGAGAACUGUAAGUACCUAUAUAUACUGGUCAUAAAUUAUAGUCAUACAUACCUUUGUCCUUAUCUCUGAAUACAACCACAAAAAUCGCUCAAUAACGUUGCUAUUUUGCUUACAACGCAAAAUUUUGACGUUUUUAGCGUCUAUUAUGCGAGAGAUUUCGUGCGGAAAAUCAAGCAAUUUACAAUCAUGCACCCCGUGAUCUCUACGGCGACUCUAACAUUAUUACAACAUGGUCAUGGAACUCUAAGAAAAUGAAUGUAGCUAUACAGCGCAUUAGAUCCUCUGAAUAACAAUCAGGAACAUCUCAAAGCAACAAGUCGAGCUUAGAUUAUUAGAUUAUUAUGAUCAAAAUCAUAAAACAGUAUAGCAAAUAUAUUUACAAGGGAAAGAAAUUAAUUAGGUAAAACGUAUGUAUGUAUGCAUAUAUGCACAUAUGCAUGUAUACUUCUGUUGAUAGCGUUCAUUGUCUGCCACCAUGUCUUGCGAAAGCAGUGAUCAUGUAGCACCACCACCAGAACUCAAUUUCACUCUCGUAACACAGAGGGAAAUUAACAGCACACCACAUGACUGGUCAAGUGACGAGAUUAAGUCGCAACUACCAACAGAUAUUCUGCUAAUAACAGCAAACGAUCAUGAAUUCAAUGCUUGCUAUUCAUAUAUGAAAUAUGUCCGACGAGGUUAUUCUACGAAACUAGGAAUGGUAGAUUUUGGUCAGUUCGGUGAUCAAAGUAAUGAGAAUGUGAAGGUGGCGCUGAUAAAAUGUGCACAGGGAUCGAGCAAAGCUCAGACAGCUGUCACAAAUGCUGCUGGGAUAUUAUACCCCAAAGUUGUUCUUUUCGUCGGCCUGUGUGCAACUAUGAAACCGGCGAAGGCAAAACUUGGUGACGUCGUGAUUUCCGCCAAAUUGGCGACUUAUGAUGAUAAAAAAGUCAUGGCAGAUGGCAGAGAUCAGUAUCGUGGCAUUAGAGUGAACGUUAGUAAAAAUAUGGCAGAUCUAAUUCUACAUGCAGACGAUGGUUGGGAACCACCGCUAAAAGACCCGAGUUGUUUAAAAGUUGAAGUUCAUCGAGACGCUGUUAUGCUAAGUGGUCCAGAGUUAGUCGACUAUCGUGAAAGACGAGAAGAAUUACUGAAUUCUUUUCCCGAUGCACUUGGUCUUGAAAUGGAGGGUAAAGGUAAGUAGGAACAUCCUACAUCAUUCGUCUAUAAAGCUAUAACGUUUUAAACCGGUUCAUAGAUUUGUCAAUUGUUAAAUCGAAUUCUAGAAGACAAUUGUUACGUCUUGUUCAUGAAUAUUCAUCUAUAUGUGUUUAAAUUACAGGUCUAUACGAAGCGGCGUAUAACCUCAGUAUUGAAUGGGCUGUUAUUAAGGCAGUGUCAGAUUUCGCAGAUGGAAAUAAAGAGAGGACAAAACUUUGGCAGCCAUUUUCUAGUGCAAUAGCGGCAUCUGUUGUAUACAAUAUGUUCAAAUACCCUGUUGUACUACGACGUUGGCCUCACCACAAAAAGAUGGAAGACCCAAAUGGUAUAGUUAUUUUUAGACCAGAAUGUAACUGGAAUUAUUCACAAUGCAGUUUAUAAUUGCCUAUUUAUAUUUAUCUUAUAUAUAGUUAACCCCGAACCACUUCAUGCUUAUCAAAAGAAGUGGGGUAGUGUUUUUACUGACAUUGAAACUGGACAAGUAAGUAUCUGCAGUACAAUAAAAUUUUAAGACUCGCUACCAAUCCCAGUUGUCUCGACAGCUAGCUCAAUGGGGAGAGCGGUGGGCUAGAAACCCGAAUAUACGAGUUUGAAUCCCGCUCGCGAGACAACGAAUUUUUCGUUCUAUCUGCAGUGCCAGAAUAAAAGCGAAACUAGUUUUUCGUAUCUUUUAAUAAGAGAGCUUAGCUUAUUAUGAUCAAAAUCAUAAAACGGUAGCAAAUAUAUUUCCGGGAAAAAUAUAUAAUUACGUAAAAGCGUAUGUAUAUGUAUGCAUAUAUGCACAUAUGUAUGCAUACUUCUGUUGAUAGCGUUCACUGUCUACCACCACCACCAGAACUCAAUUUCACUCUCGCUAUAUGCAUUGACGUCUUAUACAACGAUGAAUCAUCGUUAUCAUCAUGUCUUGUGAAGGUAUAGCACCACCAGCAGCACUCAAUUUCACACUCCCAAUAGCGAGUGAUUUUGAUAGUGAAUCAUAUGCACGACUGUUCAAGCAAUGAGAUUCAAUCACAACUACCGACAGAUAUUCUGCUAUAAUAACAGCAAAUGAUCAUGAAUUCAAUGCUUGCUAUAUGAAGCAUAUGGCCUUAUAUGCAUGAAGCUACCCAUACAUGAAGCACGUCAGUUUUCGUAUCUCCUAGUAAGAGAUAUGAAAUCAUCUUUAAUCAUCUUCCUUCUUUCCUUCAAUUCUGUCUGUCUUGCUCCCCUUCCUCCAUUUCUAACGUCUAUUCUCUUGACUUAUAUUUCAGAAAAUGCAUAAUGGCCGCACAAUUGAGUACUCGGUCACAACGCGAGAUUUAUUUGAUUACGAUGAGUACGAUGCGAAAGUGAAAGAUGUUGCAACUGGUGGAACAGCAGAGCGGACACAUUGUUUCACCAAAAAAGGGGCGAUGGACGGAGCAAUCGAAGACUUAUUCAAGCAACUCAGGGAGAAAAAAUUAAUAUAAGUUUAAUAGUUUAAUUAACAUAUAUCCCGUUUACAUUGUCCUCAGAAUCAACAUAUUUAUACUGUAUAUAUACUGUAUAUAUACUGUAUAUAUACUGUAUAUAUAUAUAUAUAUAUAUACUGUAUAUAUAUAUAUAUAUACUAUAUAUAUAUAUAUAUACUGUAUAUAUAUAUAUAUAU
Messenger RNA from Paramuricea clavata, 15826 nucleotides. The record is from the annotation of a GenBank genome assembly. NCBI's taxonomy places the organism in Eukaryota, Metazoa, Cnidaria, Anthozoa, Malacalcyonacea, Plexauridae.